Molecule: messenger RNA, 1247 nt
Organism: Solanum tuberosum (potato)
Lineage: Eukaryota; Viridiplantae; Streptophyta; Magnoliopsida; Solanales; Solanaceae
Product: glucose-induced degradation protein 8 homolog
Exons: 6
Coding region: 357-1046 (229 amino acids)
Molecular function (GO): protein binding
Source: RefSeq, a predicted model, not a curated record
CUCACCGGGUAAAUCCGAAAAAGGAGAAUUGAAACUCUAUCUUAACCGGAUUGGAAACCAAAAAGAUAUAUCUAUGUAACUAUAAAAACUUGAAUUCAAGAUAAAUAAAAAAUUCCCCCUAAUAACUCCAUCAUGGUUUGUUUGUACAAUCGAAGGCAUUUCUGGUAACUUGAGUAACAAUCCAUUUUUCUUCUUCUUCAAUCUUCACAGUUCUUCCCCAAAUUUUAAUUUUACAAAACAAACUUGCAGAAUCUUCUUCCCCAGAUUCAUUUUCUUCGAGUGUUUAUACGGGUUUCAAGGUGGAGUGUUGAACACUAAUGUCAUUGUUCUGAAUUCUGUAUCGCCGCUAAGCUGAAAUGGAAGCCAUGUCCACGAAAAAGAAAUUAAUUACGAGAGAUGAUUGGGAGAAGAGGCUAAAUGAUGUAAAGAUUAGAAAAGAAGAUACAGAUAGAUUGGUAAUGAAUUUUCUAGUCACAGAGGGUUAUGCAGAAGCUGCAGAGAAGUUCAAAAUGGAAUCAGGGACGGAACCUGAGAUAGAUCUUGCUACCAUCAAGGACCGGAUGGCUGUAAAUAAGGCUGUGCAGUCUGGUAAUGUGGAGGAUGCAAUCGAGAUGGUUAACGAUUUGAAUCCCGAGAUAUUAGAUACGAAUCCCCAGCUCUUUUUCCAUCUCCAACAGCAAAGGCUGAUAGAAUUGAUAAGGAAUGGAAAGGUUGAAGAAGCUUUGGAGUUUGCUCAAGAGGAACUAGCUCCAAUGGGAGAAGAAAAUCAAAGCUUCUUAGAAGAUUUGGAGAAGACUGUUGCAUUGCUAGCUUUCGAAGAUGUAUCUAAAUGCCCAGCUGGAGCGCUUCUAGAUGUAUCCCAGCGCUUAAAGACCGCAAGCGAAGUAAAUGCGGCAAUUCUCACCAGCCAAAAUCAUGAAAAGGAUCCGAAGCUUCCAAGCCUAUUGAAGAUGUUGAUAUGGGUACAGGACCAGCUUGAUGAAAAAGUUUAUUACCCUCGCAUAACCAAUCUGUCGACUGCAGCACUUGAAAAUCCUGCUGUCUAAAAUACGAUGCAAGUUCCCUGAAUAUAUAGCUAAGGCAAGAAGACCUUGUACUCUUUUAACCACUCGUUGCUGGUUGAUUCAUUUUCAUUGAUCUAUGGUUUCUUAGGCAUACGUUAGUUUUGACAGCAGGAUGUGCAGUUAACUACUCGAUGUAAACAAACCUAGUUAUACCUUCCUAUCUUAAUCACGAAUCACUGAAUC